Messenger RNA from Cydia fagiglandana, 1610 nucleotides. RefSeq names its product zinc finger protein 835-like. NCBI's taxonomy places the organism in Eukaryota, Metazoa, Arthropoda, Insecta, Lepidoptera, Tortricidae. Gene Ontology annotation, biological process: regulation of transcription by RNA polymerase II; embryo development; urogenital system development. Gene Ontology annotation, molecular function: RNA polymerase II transcription regulatory region sequence-specific DNA binding; DNA-binding transcription factor activity, RNA polymerase II-specific. Gene Ontology annotation, cellular component: nucleus. The coding region runs from base 118 to 1476 and encodes 452 amino acids. The transcript has 4 exons. The record is from RefSeq and is a predicted model, not a curated record.
AUUAUUUGUUUCAUGAAAAAUAAUUUCAAGUUUUAUACAUUGACAUAGAUAUAACAUUUAUUUAGUUGACUCGCGAUUUACGAUAAGUUGUGGCAAAUAAAAGGAAGACGUAGCGGAAUGUCGCUGGAGCUGGAAUGUCGCAUCAAGCAGGAGCCUGGUCUUGAGCCCGACCACCAGGUUGUCAAUGGCCGAGUACUCGUGAAGCAUGAAUUGGUGGUGUACAUAAAGGAGGAGCCCCAAUGCUCGGCCAGCGAGGGCUCAGUUGUCUCGCUAACUAGCCGUCAGAACAACCUUCCAGUCAAGGAGCUAAUGGCAGGAUCAGGAACCCUACAGCAAUCAGGUGAUGGACUCUGUGCGGACACCAGAGAAGCUAAACCGGAGAUCGCCACAGUUCGCGUCAAGCAAGAGCUGAUCGAUCAGGGGGACUUAAAGCAGGAGAUAUCGCCAGACGUAGUCUAUCAGAUCAAAGUUGAGCGCAUAGACGACGCCGGAGAGGGAUGCCAGCUGGAGAUACCUGUGGAGCAAGGUGGACUGGAUACAAGCCCUGAUGUGAAGGUUUUUGGAACAGAUACAAGCCCUGGUGUGAAGGUCAUUGGAACGGAUACAAGCCCUGGUGUGAAGGUCAUAGGACUGAAUACUAGCCCUGAUAUGAAGGUUGUUGGACCGGAUUCAAGCCCUGGUGUGAAGGUCAUUGAAACGGAUACAAGCCCUGGUGUGAAGCAGGUCAUGAGACCGGAUUCAAGUUCUGGUGUGAGGAUCACUGGAACGGAUACAAACCCUGUGAAGGUCGUGCAACCCACACAGGGGAGCAUGCAGGGAAAGCAGGCCCGCACUCAAUUCAAAGUGCGUGAUAAUUCCGCUGCGAAGGCGUCUCCCGAGCGACGGCAGAAAACAAAAGAAAACGGUGAAGCGUCUACAAAGAAACGAAUAAAAAGGCAACCCGGGCCUCACCUGUGUGACGUAUGUAACAAGGAGUUCAAGAAAGCGAACAAGUUAGUAAUACACAAGCGAACACACACAGGGGAGAGGCCCUACGCCUGCAACAUAUGCCACAAACAGUUCUCGUAUUCGAACGGUUUGAAAGUACACUUAAGAACACACACCGGGGAAAAGCCACACGUGUGCCAAACGUGCAACAAAAGAUUUGGGCAGUGGAGCUCUUUGAAAGCCCACGAAAGAAUUCACACAGGUGAGAAACCAUAUUCAUGCGAAAUCUGUAAAAAAGAAUUUGCGCAACUGAAUAACCUGAACAAACAUCAGCUCGUUCACACUGAAAUAAAGCAAUAUUCGUGCGAAGUAUGUAAAAAAGAGUUCAAAGAUAAUAAUAGUUUAAAAAGACAUGAACCGAUUCACAUAGAUGAAAAACUUUUUCCAUGUGGGAAAUGUAAUAAACACUUUGCAACGGCGCGCCAUUUAAGGGACCAUGAGCGGGCGCACACAAGGAAGAGAAGACGCCAUUCUAGCGGGACGAGUUAACAUGUUGUUAUUAUCCAUCUGUUAUAUGAACAUGGGAGAGAAACCAUUCUUGCAAAAUAUGUAAUUUACAGAGAAAAUAACUAACUUAUGCCAAAGAAGUAGAUGACGAUUGAGAGUAAACACUGAAUAACCGU